UCCGUAACUCCCGCGAAGGAAUUAGGUCAACUCGAGCGGAGGUGCCGGAGUUUGGCAGUUUCUUUACUUAAAAAAAAUAAAACCUUUCCUGACUAAUUCUCCAUCGUCGAACGGCUCGGUUAUCGGGUCCCGAUGCGUGUUAUCUGGCUGGUGCGAAGGAGCUUUUCCAGCGCGGGCCCGGGCUGAAGUAUCAAGUCAGUGGUCGGAUUUUCCUGCUAACAGCUAGUAAGCUAGCUGUGUGUAAACAACAAGAUGAAGCGCAUGAAAGAAGGAGACGAGGACAGUAACGGCUCUCCCAGUAAGAGCCCGCCAGAGGCUUGCAAGAAGGUGCGCAAGAUGAGCGGGGAGUCGGAGACAGUGGCGACCAGUGAGUCACCAGACUGUAACUGGGCACGGCUGCCUCAGGAGCUCCUGUUACACAUCUUCCAGUACCUUCCACUGCUGGACCGGGCUUAUGCCUCUCAGGUGUGCCGUGGGUGGAACCAGGCUUUCCACAUGCCUGAGUUGUGGAGAUGCUUUGAGUUUGAGCUUAAUCAGCCAGCCAGCUCUUACCUGAAAGCUACACAUCCAGACCUUAUAAAGCAAAUCAUAAAGAGGCACUCCAACCACCUGCAGUAUGUCAGUUUCAAGGUGGACAGUAGUACGGAGUCUGCAGAAGCCGCAUGUGACAUUCUUUCACAGUUGGUGAAUUGUUCCCUGAAGACUUUGGGACUCAUCUCUACAGCCAGGCCUAGCUUCAUGGAGGUUCCAAAGUCUCAUUUUAUCUCAGCCCUGACUGUGGUGUUUGUCAACUCCAAAUCAUUGUCUUCGCUGAAGAUUGAUGACACGCCAGUUGACGAUCCAUCUCUGAAGGUGCUGGUGGCCAACAACAGCGACACCUUGAAGCUGCUGAAGAUGAGCAGCUGCCCUCAUGUCUCCCCUGCAGGGAUCCUGUGUGUGGCAGACCAGUGUCAUGGGCUGAGAGAGCUGGCGCUGAACUACCACCUCCUGAGUGAUGAGCUCCUGCUGGCCCUCUCCUCAGAAAAACACGUCCACCUGGAACACUUGCGCAUCGAUGUGGUGAGCGAGAACCCCGGCCAGCACUUCCACACCAUCAAGAAGAGCAGCUGGGACGCCAUGGUGCGGCAUUCGCCCAAAUUCAACCUCGUCAUGUACUUCUUUCUUUAUGAGGACGAGUUUGGCCCUUUCUUUAAUGAAGAGAUCCCUGUCACACAUCUCUACUUUGGCCGCUCAGUCAGCAAAGAGGUGUUGGGCCGCGUUGGCCUCCACUGCCCCCGUCUGGUGGAGCUGGUUGUGUGCGCCAACGGCCUGCGUCCUCUGGAUGAGGAGCUGAUCCGCAUUGCGAAGCACUGCACCCAGUUGUCGGCCAUCGGUCUGGGCGAGUGUGAGGUGUCCUGCAGCGCGUUUGUGGAGUUUGUUAAAAUGUGUGGCAGGAGGCUGUCCCAGCUGUCCAUCAUGGAGGAGGUGCUGAUUCCAGAUCACAAAUACUCCCUGGAUGAGAUUCACUGGGAGGUGUCGAAGCACCUGGGCCGGGUCUGGUUCCCAGACAUGAUGCCGACCUGGUAGAGUUUGUGGCGUGGAACGUUAACGGCCUCCAUGUUUGCAUUGAAAAGCCUUUAAAUGCUCAGCUGUAGUGGAAUGUUUGGUGCCAACAUGGGGAGCAUAAACUUGCUGAACUCCUGUGUGGAGUGCAUGGCACGGAUAUAAAAUGGCAUCCAACUGCUGCAGUGUUAUCAUGCCAUGCAAACACUACAAAAAUCUCUGCCUGUUGGCGUCAACAUGGACUGUGGAAAACUGCUUUGCCUAAUCUGAAAAUGGAGCUUGGCAAGCUGACUUCCUCCCACAUUAGAACAGAUGGAGGUGGAAAUAUUUGUCUAAAAAAAAGCAAUGUUUUUAUAACUACAAAUUGAGUUAUAUGGACAUUGUAGCUUGGUUAUGAUAAUCUGUAUUAUGGGAGAUGUCAGAGCGUGUGUGUGUGUAUGUAUAUGCGUACGUGUGUGUGUGUGUGUGUGUUAACGUUUUUCAACAUUGUGGAGUAAAUUGGGACAAUUAGAUGCACAAUUGCAUGUUGUUACACUACCACUCGGCCUACUUAAAUCCAGUCUAAGUUAGCAGCUCUGCACUCUGUAACACAAUAUGGCAUUGGAGGUUUCCAAGUAGCUGCAAUGUUGUUUGUAUAUAGGAUGUGACAGAAGGUGUUUUGUCAGGUGUAGCUGAGGGAGGGAUUCACUUAAUUUUACCCUCAUUUUAAACUAAUUUAAACACAAGAGAAGCAGUAGUUUUGGCGACAUCUUGCUUUUCCUCCUCGCCUGAGCUCAAUCAUGUGUCGCAAGACAUGAUUGUUGGAAAUGUUAGAAAGUCGGCGGAUGGAGACAGAAUGUGUACAUAGGUUUCUAUUUGUGAUGUGAAGGUGUACAGUGUUGAUCGAUGUCAUUGAUUUUUAUUUUCUCCAAGGUUGUGCAGAUUAUUUCAUUUCCUGCAACACACAUAGACUGGCGUGAUAAAUGAGUUUUUCUCUGUUUUGGUAAAAGAAGGUUUCUGUACAGUCAUAGAUUUCCUAAGCACCUUAUGUGAAUACCAAAUGAUAGUGAGGACAGACGGAGUCCUUUUGGCCAAAAAAAAAAAAAAAAAAUCAAAAUUUCUAAUGAUGAUUAUUUAUACUGUAUGGAGUCUCUGCAUAAUCAGAUUCCAAGGAAAGUAUAUUGAAGUAAUAAAUCUAUAAUUACUGAGAAAAACAAAACAAAAAAAAAAUGUAAAUAUAAAUAGUGCGCAGAUUCGGCUGAAUUUGGAGGUAGACAUUAAUGAGUCUCCACACUUGAUGCUCAGAUUGCUUUGUAAUCGUUAAACACCAGACGCGUCUCUGCAGCUCUUAGCUUAUGGUGCACACUGUUUCUCAGGUGCAUUGAAAAAAUUUAUUUCUUAUGUAGGUUUCAUUGGUAUCUUCUGCUAUUUGCCUGUUCAAGCUCUAAACCCUGGCUCUCUGUUAUGAAUAUACGCUCUCCCAUGAGCCCCCCAUUUGCUCUGUAUCGUGUCACCAUGUCGUAUAUGCAGGAGAGGGAGCUGUAUUCAUCAAUUACCACUGUCUUUGCAGAUAUCUCUCAUACUCCUGUCCCAACCGUUCAUUCAUUCAUUUCCGUCGAAAGAGAUUUGGCAAGUCAGAUGAGUGAAACAGACUUUUUUUUUCCUUUAAGAAGGAAGUCAAAUGCAUCUGUAUAUAAAACGCUGUGUGUUUGAUUAUUAUGAAUAGAAAUGUACUUAUUUCUUUAUGUCACCCUCUGUCAGGGUUUGAAGUUUCCUUAACCAACAGCUCGUGUCUUUUAUAAAACCAGAUUGCGAGUUAUCCUUUACUAGAUGGAUCUUUUUCAUAACGUAGUCACUAGAGAAGUUAAACUGUGUAAUUUAUUGAUAUGAAUACUGCUUUUGUAAUUCAUUUGUUUUUUUUUUUUCAGUUAUACAAAAUAAGCAAACAGCGAGCAGACCAGCAGCGAGAUUUGUCGUUCUUUGGUUUUGGCACUGUCACUUCUUUUUGUUGCAUACAGGUGGUCCCAAAGUUUAGAGUUCACUACCACAGACUUUCAUUGGAGGAGGCUGUUAAUUUUGUCUUUAAAUUUGUAAAAGAGGAUUUAUUUUCCAACAGUGGCACUAAAAACGUGAGGUUGUCAUGCACCUGUUUGAACUUCAGGAAAUAUGAGGAGUACAUGGCUUUCCAGUAACUGCUUCUGAAUCCUACUGAUCAUGUUUAUGAAAUAAAAAGGAGUUACAUUAACAGUAGAAAUGAGUACUUAAAUAUUGAGCAAUCACAAAUCUUUUGACUUGUGUCUGUAUGUGUUGUUAAACACUAUUUAAUUGUGUUUAAGGGAUAGAAUUUGAAAAGUUAGUGGUAGUGGACAAACUUGAAGACGGAACUGUAUGUCAUUAGGAUGUGUUUCAAACUGAUUUCAAUCUUUUCUCUGACAGACUUCAUUCCUUUUAUCCAAGUCGAAUUUUAUUUAGACUAAAACUGAGAAACGCAUUGCAGGAGGUGCAAAUGCUUCUUAGUAUUUAUUGGGUUGAAUUAACAUAGUCUUUUGAUAGUAUUGGUCUUUUAUCACUGAAGUAGAAACCUGUGCUGAUUGUCUGCGCUCAUGUAAAUUAGCAUCUCAGCGGUACAGUAACAUAUCUCCUGAUUCAUUUGACAGAGUUUGUGCAGUGGCUUUGAAGUGAAGCCUCAUCAGUAAUUUUCACUGAGAGCAUUGGUUUUAAUCACUUGUCUUUAUUGGAAAAUUCAGCUGGAUCAGUAAAACAUGUAAACAGUAAAACAACAAUAAAUACAGGUCGAGAGGGGAAAUUAUUUAUCUUUCAUCAUAAAUAUGCCUCUUGUCAGUAAUUGUUAUUUUAACCUCGUUUGUUUAGAGAGAACUCCAGUAAGUUUAUUAGGAGUAAACUGGUGUUGACAAUGCUGUCCUAGCUUUGCUUCUCUAUGGCAAAUGCUUUGUCUAUUUUGCUUUACUGGUCACCUGUCUUGAAAUUAAAAUAUUGUUUUGGACAUGUGAUCUUAUACAGUAAUAAAAAAAAUUGUGAAUGUA
Molecule: messenger RNA, 4565 nt
Organism: Stegastes partitus (bicolor damselfish)
Lineage: Eukaryota; Metazoa; Chordata; Actinopteri; Pomacentridae
Gene: fbxl3a
Product: F-box and leucine-rich repeat protein 3a
Exons: 5
Coding region: 253-1566 (437 amino acids)
Cellular component (GO): mitochondrion
Molecular function (GO): protein binding
Source: RefSeq, a predicted model, not a curated record